Sugiyamaella lignohabitans is the source of this 213-nucleotide messenger RNA. RefSeq names its product lumazine synthase RIB4 (gene RIB4). The transcript has a single exon. Gene Ontology annotation, cellular component: intracellular anatomical structure; mitochondrial intermembrane space; riboflavin synthase complex. Gene Ontology annotation, molecular function: 6,7-dimethyl-8-ribityllumazine synthase activity. Lineage: Eukaryota; Fungi; Ascomycota; Dipodascomycetes; Dipodascales; Trichomonascaceae. The coding region runs from base 1 to 213 and encodes 70 amino acids. Gene Ontology annotation, biological process: riboflavin biosynthetic process. The record is from RefSeq and is a predicted model, not a curated record.
AUGCACUUUGAGUACAUUGCUGACGCAGUUUCUCAUGGCCUUAUGAGAUUACAAGACGAAAUUAACACUCCUGUCAUUUUUGGUCUUUUAACCUGUCUCACUGAGGAGCAAGCCCUUGCACGUGCUGGUCUGACGCCUACUGGCCACAACCACGGCUCUGAUUGGGGUGCUGCUGCCGUUGAAAUGGGGUUCAAACAUAAAUCUACUAAAUAA